GUGUGUGUGUGUGUGCGCGCGCAGUGAGUCAGCUAAAAGCCUCAGGAAGCUAGCCAUCUGGAGUAGGUAAUGGAGAUUGACCAGACAGGAGUGUGGACCUGGUGAUGGGCUGCAUUCAGUGAUGUACCAUGUGAUAAUCCCCAUCCCACCCAGUUUAGAAACACAGUUACACUGAACACAUUAUAGUGACGGGAAAGAUACUUGACUUGUUAUUUCCACAUCACGGGGAAUUCAAGAAGUUUCCAAAUAGUAUUUUUGCAAACUGACUGCCUCUUUUGAAACAGCCCUAAGAGAGUAUAUGAACAUGUAAAAGCUGGGAAAUGCAAGAGUUAAUUUAUUUUUCUAAAAAACCACAUCAGGUGAGAAAUCAGAUACCGGAAUUGUGUGUUUCCUCUUCUCUCUCUCCUUCAACACAAAACACAGUCCCCAGUAACAUGAUGAUAGAAUACACAAAUCUUUUGCAUGACUUUUGUGAAGGCGAUGACAUUUAAGUGUGGUGAAUUCAUUGGCGACCUGAUAACCCAGUAGGAAGUGCUUGAUGACUUUUCCUACACCAGUGAUGUAUGUGGAUGAAACAACGCUAGACAUGAGGGCUGUGCCACAAUUAUAAAGAUUUCUGGUUUGAUCGGGAGUUGACAGCAGCUGCUGUUUAGUUCAGUCUCAAGAAAGAGUGGGCCGUCUCCCAGACUGACUCUGAGAUGGGAGAAUCCCCACCAAGGAGCCGACUGGAUGGGAUCUGCUUUUUCCUGGAGUUUCAAGGAACAAGAGGUUCUGGGGGAAAGAGCAACUGAACUGAUCCACGUUGGUGUCAAGAAUGAGUGACAGGGCGGAUAAUGUCAGCAUGACAGAGGAUUCCUGGGAACUCCCUAACGAUAUCUAUGUUAACAUGAUCAGGAAAUCCAACGAAGCUGAGGCUGAGAAGCAGGAUGGUCUGAGCAGUUCCCCUGAUUAUCCCGAAAGCUUUGAUGAGACUCUCACACCAGACAACAAGAUUGAAGCUUCUCCAGUUUGGAUGGAUGUGUCCCGUAGUGUCAGUCUGAGCAGUUCCCCUGAUUAUCCCGAAAGCUUUGAUGAGACUCUCACACCAGACAACAAGAUUGAAGCUUCUCCAGUUUGGAUGGAUGUGUCCCGUAGUGUCAGAUGCACCAGUCCCCAAGGAACCCUGUCUCGGUGCCCGUGGAUCUUUGUUCCUGCACCACCUACGGUCCUCCGAGACCUGCCCCCAGCUGGUACCCAGAGACCGAGGGUCAAGCGCAGUCCCAGGUCAGAGGAUUACACGGAAGGGAUUGAAUCAAUCACAGACGAAGGCCUUUCCAAGUGCUUCCCAUUUCAAAUGGAUAAAAAUGACACAAUCAGCUGUGAGUAUUUUAAAGGCAAGGAUUUCAUUGAUGGAUGCUUCAGCCAUCAGAUGGAUUAUGGUAAACUGCGCAGCUUGAAUAAACCUUGUGAAAUAGCAGUGAAGGAUAAUUAUGCCCUGCUCACCUGUGACAUUGAUAGAACCACAGCAGACAGAGUGAACGGUAAGAACGGAGCUCCAGUCAGGGACAGUGACUCAACCAACGAACCCAGAUUUCAGCACGACUACAAAACGUACAGGAUUCAACUCUUCAAUGCCAUCUUUGAAGGAGAUCUGGACACUAUAGAUGUCUUACUUGGAAAGAUCAAGGAAUCUAAUGGCUGUCUCUCUCAUAAGAACCUAAAAGAUCCAAACACCGGUCAGACCUGCCUGAUGAAAGCUUUGCUAAAAAUAACAAACAAAUCAGAGGAUAUAGCCCAGGACCACAGGACUGUGGAGAUUGUCAAGAAGCUAAUCUCCUUCUCGAAGAAGACUGGAGACCUGAAAGCUUUUAUCAAUGCAGCCUACACUGACAAGAUUUACAGAGGACAGACAAGCCUUCACAUUGCUGUGGAGCGCAGAAGGUGUGACCUGGUCGAACUCUUGGUCAGAAAUGGUGCUGCUGUUGAUGUCAUGGCUAAAGGAAGUUUCUUUCGCAACAAGAAACACAAAAAGUGUUCGUUCUAUUUUGGGGGCUUCCCCCUCAGCCUGGCCGCCUGCACCAACCAGCCGGACAUUGUCACCUUCCUGAUUGAGCAUGGUGCCGAGCCCCGGGCCCAGGACCGGGCUGGGAACACGGUAUUACACGCCCUGGUGUCCAUCGCCUAUGACACAGACACGCGCAGCUUUGUGACGGAGAUGUACGACUUUAUCCUGAUGAGGAGCACAGACAUAGCGCCCAGUGAGAACCUGGAGAAGAUCGCCAACCACCAGGGCCUGACCCCCCUGCUCCUGGCUGCUCACACUGGCAAGAUUGGGAUAUUUAAACAUAUCCUGGGAAGGGAAAUAAAACAGAAGAGGUACAAGCACCUUUCUAGAAAGUUCACUGAGUGGGAAUACGGACCAGUUUCGUGUUCUUUAUAUGACCUGUCGGGAGUCGAUACAAUUGAAGAGAAUUCUGUGCUUGAGACGGUGGUGUAUAGCAGCAGGAACAUGAAUCGUCACAAGAUGCUGAGCGUGGAGCCAAUGAAUGAACUGCUCGAGAAGAAGUGGGAGGAUUUUGGGGCAUAUCUGUUCCUCGGCAGCUUUGUCAUCUACCUGACAUACAUCAUCACACUGACCAUCGUAGCCUCUAACAGACUGGAGAGAAACAAUUCCAUGGACCAGGAGCAAUGCUCCCAUCACAUUGGAUUCUUGAUCUCAAUCUCUGCAUUGAGUUAUCUACCUGAGUUCUUUCAGGCACAGAAUUACAUUUUAUUGAUGGCUGUGUAUCUCUCUUUUAAAGAGGGAUCACAAAUGCUGUAUCUGAGGCAUUCCAAUCGGCACUCUGUCCUGGUGGAUGGAUUCUUUCACAUCCUGUAUUUCCUCCAGGCCAUUCUCGUGAUCAUCUUCAACUCCCUGUGCUGGGCGGAAAUGGAAGGUUCCAGAAUACUGCUUGUAUUAGCUCUGGCCCUGGGCUGGUUCAAUGUCUUGUAUUACACACGAGGUUUUAAACUGACUGGCAUUUACUGCGUAAUGAUUAAAAAGAUUAUUCUGCAGGAUAUCCUUCGAUUCCUCCUGGUCUAUGCAGUUUUCAUCGUGGGAUUUGCAGCAGCCCUUGCUUCCCUGAUUGAGGAAUGUCCCACAGACAGUGACUGCCCAUACAAUGGAUUCAGCUCUGCCAUUCUGGAGCUCUUCAAGCUCACCAUUGGUCUGGGAGACCUGGGGAUCCAGAAACACUCCAGGUUCCCCAUCUUUUUCCACAUGCUCCUGGUACUGUAUGUCAUCCUGACUUUUGUCCUCCUCCUGAAUAUGCUGAUUGCUUUGAUGGGAGAGACCGUGAUGAAGAUUUCCAGUGAGAGUGAGAAGAUCUGGAAGCUGCAGAGGGCUGAGACCACUCUACACUUUGAGAGAACUUUGCCAAAAUGGCUCCGGACCAGAUGCAAGAACGGCCACAGUUUCACAGAGGUAUCUGUCGGGCUCACACCUGAAGGGACAGAGGACAAACGGUGGUGUCUCAGGUUAAAUGAGGUCAACUGGAAUGAAUGGGACACUCGCAUUGGCACAGUGCCUGAAGCAACUGGGGAGCAGUGAUACACUCACGGCCGGGAGUCACAGAACAAAACCAAACAACAUGUAUUUCUAUGAUAACAAAGUGUGGAGCUGGAUGAACACAGCAGGCCAAGCAGCAUCUCAGGAGCACAAAAGCUGACGUUUCGGGCCUGGACCCUUCAUCAGAGAGGGUUGGAUUCUCCAGCAUCUGCAGUUCCCAUUAUCACUGAUACAACAUGCAUUUCUAUCAUGGCUCUCACAACUGCAGGGCAUGUCAAAAUGUUUUACAGACAAUACAGUACUUCUGUAUAGUGUGAACCAGGUAGUAAUCACCUUUUUGUUAUUGUUGGUUAAGGAAUAAUUAGUAACCAGGAGACCCACUUCCCUGCAAACUGCCUGCUCUUCUCUGAAGUAGGAUAAUAGCAUCUUUUAUAUUCACUAGAGAGGGUAAAUUAAUUUGCACCCCCUCAGCACUGACCCUCCAACAGUUCCCACUCCCUUAGCACUGACCCUCUGACAGUGUGGCCCUCCCUCAGCACUGACCCGCCGCGAGUACAAAGUCUGUCCACUACCUACAAGGCACAAGUCAGGAGUGUGUGGGAAUACUCUUCCUCACUUGUCUGGAAGGGGGCAGCUCCAACAAAACUCUAGAAGCUGGACACCAUCCAGGACAAUGUAACUAGUUUGAUCAGCACCAUUCAACAUUCACUGCCCCCCCACCACCGACACUCAGCAGCAGCAGAGGGUACCAUCUACAGCAGAGCACCUUAGAUAGCACCUUCCAGCUGGAAGGACAAGGGCAGCAGUUACAUGGGAACUCCACCUCCUGCAAGUUCCCCUCCGAGUCACACGCCAUCCUGACUUGUAAAUAUAUUGCCGUUCCUUCACUGUCGCUGGGUCCAAAUCCUGGAAUCCCCUCACUAAUAACAUCGUGGGCCGACCUACAGCAGGAGGACUGCAGCGGUUCAAGAAGGCAGCUCACCCCACCUUCUCAAGGGGCAACUGGGGAUAGGUAAUAAAUGCUGGGCCCAGCCAGCAACACUGAUGCCCUGAAAAUAAAUAUUUAUAAAGACUGAAAGUCUGGAAGCAGUUGAUUUGCUAUCUCCUGUUACCGUUUCAUCUCUUGGACUUUUUCCACCUGAUGCAGUUUUUUGUAAUUUAGCAGAAUCUAAUUGUGAUUUGGAAUAUUUAUUUGAUCUGCUGUGAGUCCCCUCUGUAAACUGAAGUGUUUGAACAUUACAAGAUCUUUUUGGGAGUUCUCUCCCACUGCUUAAGUCUGUUAUUAAACAGGGAGAUCCAGAAAUCUGUACCUU
Stegostoma tigrinum is the source of this 4839-nucleotide messenger RNA. RefSeq names its product transient receptor potential cation channel subfamily V member 3-like. Gene Ontology annotation, molecular function: protein binding; calcium channel activity. Gene Ontology annotation, biological process: calcium ion import across plasma membrane. The transcript is spliced from 23 exons. Gene Ontology annotation, cellular component: membrane. The record is from RefSeq and is a predicted model, not a curated record. The coding region runs from base 815 to 3568 and encodes 917 amino acids. NCBI's taxonomy places the organism in Eukaryota, Metazoa, Chordata, Chondrichthyes, Orectolobiformes, Stegostomatidae.